CCUGACGGGAUUGCUCAUCACAUCUGCAGGCUGAUGCACAGCUCUUCCAUGAGGUUGCUGGAAAAGAUUCAUUUUUCAUCAGAAUAAUAAGCAAAGCUUCCUCUUACCAUGGAUAAACAGUCCACGGUGGUGUUUCGAAAUGUGGGACAAGUUUACUUCCCCCAGAUCAGGGUGGAAUGCCACUACAGUCUGACCUCAGCCCAUCGCUGGAGCAGCAGUGACUGGAUAGGGAUUUUUGAGAUGGGCUGGUCCUCAAUAAAACAGUAUUACACAUACACGUGGGCCCUCGUUCCUGAAGGCUACUCUGAGGGAACCAGUGUCAAUACCUGUGCACUUUUCCAUGCGUCCUACCUGCCCCGACCCAAUGCUGCGGAAUACCAGUUUGUUUAUGUAAAUAAGAUGGGAAAGGUGAGCGCUCGUAGUCGUCCCUUCACCUUCUGUUCUCCUAAACCACUGGAGGAGCUGGAGACUCUGAGAGAGGAGAAAGAUGAGGAGGAUGGAGAAGAGGAGCUGCUGCUGGUCGUCCCCCGGGCUCAGCUGCUGCAGAGUCGGUUGGAGGAGUGCUUAAGAAAGCAGGCCAAUCUACAGCGAGCUUGGGAUGCAGCUGAAAAGGGGCUCGAGAAUGAAAAAGCAAUCAGCAAAACAGCGAGGAUGGACUGGGAGAUGGAGAGAGAGGCGAUGAAAGAGGAGAUCGUUGAACUCAGGGACAACCUGAGACACGGCCGUGAGAUGCUGAAGAAGAUGGAGGAAAAACACAAGGAUGUGAAAUACGGUCAGGAAGGUCUGGCUUCUGAACUGAAGAACCUCGUGGCUGAGAAGGAAGAGAAUCAGCAGCAAAUCACAGAUCUGGAGGGUAAAAUCAAAAUCCUGGCUGAGAAGGAGAUGGCAGCAAACACUGAACUGGAAAGGGUGAAAGAACGAGCAAAGAAAACGUCCAAUCAAAUGAGACAUGACGAGGAAAAGAAAAGGUCUCUGCAGGCAGAGGUCGACGCCUCGGCUGCAGACGUGGGAGUCCUGCAGGAGCGCCUGGAGGCCGGCGACCAUGUGGCCGAGUCUCUGCGGAGAGAGCUGAGGGAGAUGGGGAGCCGUCAGAACCAGACUCACAACGAGCUGCACCAAGCCCGGCUGCAGGUGGCCCAGCUCACCGUGCAGCUGUCCGAGGAGGACCUGGUCCUCCGGGAGGAACGGGCCAACUCUGCUCUGGAGAGAGACGCCUACAAACAUGCAGCAGAGAUCGAUAAGAAGAAACUCCAAGAACUGAGCUGUGAGCUGCAGAAGAAGGAGGAGUGGCUCCAGGAGGAGAGGGUGGAAAGGGACAACCUGGAAGCAGAGCUUGGAAGACAGAAAGUGCUGCUGAUUGAUGCCGAGCAAGAACUGCAGGAGCUGAGGGCCAGUCUGAAAAAAGUCCAGAAGGAUCGAGAGGAGGAACAAGUGGAAAAACAGGACCUGGUGAGCUACGUUCGUCACUUAGAGCAGAGAAUGGGGAUUGAGCCAGAAACUAAAUGGAGCAGCUUAGUUCCCUCAUGUACCUCUCCUGACUCUUCAUCUGUGAGGGACGAGGAUGCUUCAUCCGCUUCAUCUGACAGAGUCCAAACCCCGACUGAGAGUCCGAGGGAAGGGGACGAGCCACCCACAGACACGCAGAUAUUGCAACUCCUUCUGUUAAAUCAGGACGAGAGGAGGCACCGCAGUGAAACCCGAGAUGAUGGCAGGAGGCAACUGAACCUGCCCGAACUCGUCAACCCCAUUCUGAGUGAGCUGGCUGACUCCCCCAUGUGGUGACACGAGGACGGAGGAUGGGUGGCAGGUUACUUGUGCACCACUAAAAUGUUAAAUCAUGUGGAUUAUUAGAGAACUAGGAGUAUUUGGUGAACAUUGUGUUAUUUAGUUUAUAAAUGUUCUUCAUACACGCCACCUUUGGAGCUUUUACAGCUAAAUAGCUAAAGUGUAAGUGCCAAUGACACAGGUUUUUCUACUUUUGGAUGUAGACGUCAGCUAUCUCAGGAGGAUAGCUUCUUUUUUUCCAAUAGCACUUGUAAUUCCUUGAUUUUGAGCUUUUAAUUCAACUGUGAUGCAGAAAAGUUGCAACUCUACGUGAUGCAACUGGUGGCUUGAAUUGAUUACGCUGCGUUUGCUCUGGUGCCGUUUUAUUCUCUGAGCUCUGCAUGUGAGUGCGACUCCUGAGGCCGUGUCAAAUGUGGGGGUGUUUGUCACGGUCAAGUGUGAAAUGGCCUGUUUCAGCUCUCUGAGCUCAAGGUCAGGUUUGUGGAACAUGGAGGUUUGCUU
Molecule: messenger RNA, 2286 nt
Organism: Cololabis saira (Pacific saury)
Lineage: Eukaryota; Metazoa; Chordata; Actinopteri; Beloniformes; Belonidae
Gene: calcoco1b
Product: calcium binding and coiled-coil domain 1b
Exons: 14
Coding region: 109-1782 (557 amino acids)
Source: RefSeq, a predicted model, not a curated record